AUGAGACCAAUUCUCCUGUCAGGCCAUGAACGGGCCCUGACCCAAAUCAAAUUCAACCCCGACGGUGACCUUCUCUUUUCCGUAUCCAAAGACCAACAGAUCUGCGUCUGGUUCUCCCACAAUGGCGAACGACUCGGCACCUACAAGGGCCACCAGGGCGCCAUCUGGACCGUCGACGUAGACCCGACCUCGACCUUUAUCGCCAGCGGAAGCGCCGACAAUACUAUCCGCCUCUGGGAGAUCAAGACCGGUCGAUGCCUCAAGGCCUGGGACUUCCCCACCGCCGUGAAGCGCGUCGAGUUCAGCGAGGACGGCCGCCAGCUGCUCGGCGUUACCGAGAAGCGCAUGGGUCACCUCGGCACUAUCGUCGUCCUCGACAUCAUCCCCGAAGUCGACGCCGAGCAGAGCGACGAGCGCGCCCUCACCAUUGUCUGCGACGAGAGCAAAGCCACGGUCGCCGGCUGGAGCUACUUAAACAAGUACAUCAUCGCCGGCCACGAGGACGGUUCCGUCUCGCAGUACGACGCGAAGACGGGAGAGCAACUCUAUAACAUCCCCGCCCACGAGCUCAACAUGCAAGUAACGGACCUGCAGUGGUCACCAGACCGCACCUACUUUAUCACUGCCUCCAAGGACAAGACCGCCCGACUGAUAUCUGCCCGUGACCUCGAGCCUCUGAAGACGUAUCCUUCCGACACGCCGCUAAACAGCGCCUGUAUCACCCCGAAGAAGGACUACGUCAUACUAGGAGGCGGCCAGGCUGCCAUGGACGUUACCACCACCGCCGCCCGCCAGGGUAAAUUCGAGGCGCGCUUCUACCACAAGAUCUUCGAAGACGAAAUCGGUCGCGUUAGAGGCCACUUCGGACCCUUGAACACGGUCGCUGCCGACCCCACGGGUAAGAGCUACGCGAGCGGCGGAGAGGACGGCUACGUCCGCAUCCACCACUUCGACAAGGGCUACUUCGACUUCCGGUACGAGGUCGAGCGCGAGCGCGAUAACCGGCAAUAGAAUCGCCGUGGCCGUCCUCAUCGCGAGUUGGCCGUCUCCGCGGACGUCGUGCCCCGUCCCGUAGCACCAGCUUCGGCAACCGGAGGCGACGGUGGUGGUCUCGAGAUGGGGCAUCUGUUCUCCGUCGUUCCUAUUUUCGUGGUAUAGAAGGGAGGGAUAAAAAUAAGGAGAGGGAAAAAAAAUGGGUAGAGCCCAGUGUCUUUCCUCUUUUUUCUCCCUGGUUACUCAAU
Molecule: messenger RNA, 1241 nt
Organism: Durotheca rogersii
Lineage: Eukaryota; Fungi; Ascomycota; Sordariomycetes; Xylariales; Xylariaceae
Product: WD40-repeat-containing domain protein
Exons: 5
Coding region: 1-1011 (336 amino acids)
Biological process (GO): cytoplasmic translational initiation
Cellular component (GO): cytoplasm; eukaryotic translation initiation factor 3 complex, eIF3m
Molecular function (GO): protein binding; translation initiation factor activity; RNA binding
Source: RefSeq, a predicted model, not a curated record